This is a messenger RNA of Mustela erminea (ermine), 7708 nucleotides long. It is a transcript of the gene CCDC13, whose product is annotated as coiled-coil domain containing 13. NCBI's taxonomy places the organism in Eukaryota, Metazoa, Chordata, Mammalia, Carnivora, Mustelidae. The transcript is spliced from 16 exons. The record is from RefSeq and is a predicted model, not a curated record. The coding region runs from base 322 to 2511 and encodes 729 amino acids. Gene Ontology annotation, cellular component: centriolar satellite. Gene Ontology annotation, biological process: non-motile cilium assembly; cytoplasmic microtubule organization.
ACUGAAUGUGCCUCUCUGCACAAAAUGUUUAGCCGACGAAACUUUUAAAACAUGUUCCAGAACUACGUAACUGGGCCAACGUUAAAGUUUCAGGCACAGGACUCCUAUUUCAGCCUACCGCCCCUAUUCCCACCCCUCCUCAACCUGGGCCACAAACGCCACCGUCACUUUUCCAGCUCCCACAGCCCCCUCGGCCUCCGUAGACACGUGGUGACGUCACGCUGGUCGUGACGUUGCUGGUUUCCCUGGUGACGGUUGCUGGGGCAGCGCGUGCCGCCGUGGGGAAGAGGAGACCGAGCUGCUCCGGCUUUGCAAGGCUAGAUGGCAGCAGAUGAAGGCACACAGGACACCUUACGCCUCCAGUUCAAGGCCAUGCAGGAGAUGCAGCACAAAAGGUUACAAAAGCAGAUGGAGAAACAGAAGGAAAAGGAAUUGAGCCUCGAAAUCAAAGUCGAUGACCAAAAAGAGUCCUUCAAGAUCUCCGAUGGCCUCAACCUUCUCCAAGCUGGGGAGCAAAACUCAAAAAACAGCUUUGAGCAGAGGAUGCUUGAAGAUGAGUUUGCACACCUUCGAGAGCAGCUCAGGGAGACGGUGGAUGAAAAUGGGCGAUUGUACAAGCUGCUGAAGGAAAGGGACUUUGAAAUCAAACAUCUCAAAAAGAAAAUAGAAGAGGACAGAUUUGCCUUCACAGGAACAGCCGGUGUGGCCGGGGAUGCGAUUGCCACCAAGAUUGUGGAGCUGUCCAAAAAGAACCGGGUGCUGACAGCAGAGUCGGAGGGGGCAAAAACCAGAGUGAAGCAGCUGGGCAAUCGUGUCCGGGAGCUGGAGCAGGAACUGCAGGCAGCCCUGGCCAAACUACCAGCCACAGCAGCCACCGAUGGGGGAGCCAAGGCGUCGAGGGCUCAGAUGGGCGACAGAGCCUUGCCAGAGACCCCAGAGGUGAAGGCCUUGCAGGACAGGCUGGCGGCCACAAAUCUGAAGAUGAGUGACCUCCGCAACCAGAUCCAGUCCGUGAAGCAGGAGCUCCGGAUGGCCCAGAAGGUUUUGACCAGCGAGGUCGGCGAAGACGUGAAUGUUCAGCAGCUCCUGUCCUCCCCGGGGACCUGGAGGGGCCGGGCUCAACAGAUUCUCGUGCUGCAAAGCAAGGUUCGUGAGCUGGAGAAGCAGUUGGGACAGACCCGGAGCCAGUCUGCAGGAACACCCCGUGAUGAGCUGCCUGUCUAUCCAGACCCAAGGAAACUGUCAGCACAGGAGAAAAACCUGCUGAGGAUCCGCAGCCUGGAAAGGGAAAAACAGGAGGGCUGGGAGAAACUUGUGGCUGAGCGGAAUGCUCUCCAGAAAGAGCUUGAAGAACUGAAGAAGAAGUUGGAGGGCGUCAGGUCCCGGAAUAAGGUGCUAUCCAGUGAAGUGAAGACCCUCAGGAGUCAGAUGGGGACCCUGGUGGAGAAGGGCCGGCAUGAUGAUGAGCUCAUCGAUGCCCUCUUGGACCAGCUCAAGCAGCUCCAGGAGAUUCUGGGUAGCCUGAGCCUGCAGGAGGAGAAGACCCGGGCGUCGCAGCGCCACCUGGACCAGCGGGUCAACAGUGAGGUUCAGCAGAGCAGCAGCCUCAUCACCCAGCUACGGGCCAUGGUGGCAGAGCGGGAGGCCAAGGUGCAGCAGCUGGAGGUGGAGAUCGGCCAACUCAGUGUGCAGUAUCUUCAGAAUAAAGGAGUGGGCAAGGGGUCUGGAGGGACCGAGGUCAACACCGCCUACACCAAGUUCCUGGAGGACCCGGGCCAGACCAAGUCCCCGGCCUCAGCAGGCGAUCACAUUGUCAGGCUUGGAUCUUCUCGCUCCGUGACCAGUCUGGGCCACACGCUGGUGGAAUCUGCUCUCACGUGGCCUUCUCUGUCCAGUCCUCAUGGGGCCUCACCCAGGUUCUCGGACUCCCCGGAACAAAAAGGCUGGCAGACACAGGUGACAGAGUUCAAGGCCCUCUGGCAGGCUGCUCAAGUGGAGCGUGACCGGCUCACCGAGUUUGUCAGUGUCCUGCAGAAACGGGUGGAGGAGAGCAACAGCAAGCUUCUGGAAUCUGAGAAGAAGCUGCAGGAGGAGCGGCACCGCAGCGUGGUGCUAGAGCAACAUCUCGAGAAGAUGCGCCUGGAGCCUGGGAGGACGUCGGUCAGCCAGAGAGCAGCCCCCAGGAGCAAAACAGGUCUGCCCACCUCCAACACCAGGCUCAACCAGAACGGGAGUGAAAGGAAGGACCCAUCCUUCACCCAGCUCUCCAAUGUGCCCAUGGAAGCUCAGAUGGAGGAGCUGACCACCAGGCUGGCCAUCCAGGUGGAAGAGAAUGAAAUGCUGAAGACUGCCCUGGGCAGUGCCCUGCGUGGAAAGGAGGAGGAUUUCCGAAUGUACCACGAGACCCUGGGCCAGGUGAAAGGGGUCUUUCUGCAGGCCCUGCGGCAGCAGAAGGCGGACACUACCAGGAUGGUGGCCCGGGGUCAGCCUGGCGGGACGGGGCAGCCUUAGGCCCGGAGAGGCCUCCACCGCUCCCGGAAGCCAACCUGGGCCAACCAGCUGAGCCCCUUCUCCUGGAAGAGGUUCCCCAAGGGUGGCCAAAGCCAACACGUCAGACCUGGAGGGCAAAGGAGAGGCCCAAGCAGAGCCCCGGAGGUGAACCCUGAAACUGGACAGGCCGGACAAUGGCAGUGGAGGAGGUCCAGCAGCCCUCUCAGCGCCAGCAAGAGAUUGGGAUGGCCAGCCAGCUGUGGAAAGACAGAGGCAGCCCCUGAGGCAGGUGCUCAUCGCCCUUGGCCCCAGCCCCAGCUGGGAGGCCCUGCAGUCCCACAGGACUCCAUCCGCACGGGACAGUCUGAGGGCUCCAACUGCGAACCUCCCCCAGCCUCACCCCUCCACCUUCCUAGGCCAUUACCCCCACACUCCCCCAGCUACCCCUCCAUGGCUCCAUCUGUGGCCACCCUGACCUUUGAAGCCUUGGCGGCACAUGCUCCCCACCACUUUGUCAGCCCACUCUUCAGGGCUCUUCCUCAGCUGCAGACCUUCGGACUGGUAAUAAUAAUGACUAUUUUCACAGUCGUCACAGGUCCCCAGUGAGUGAGCAUCUGCUGUGGAAACCUGACCCCGUCUAGUCUUCUAGUGACCCAGGGAUUUGUCACUCUCUUUUGCUGAUGAAGAAACGGAGGCUUUUAGAAAGGAGUUGGGCUAACAUUUAACCCUGGGUGGGGGGGCUGACUACAAAAGCAGGGUCUUCCAAGUUGAGCGAUUCGCUUCCCCCCAGCCGGCUGCUCCAGGAGUCCUCCAUUUGCUCCCACAGGCUGCAGCUAGUGGGCGCUGGUGAGGGGCGGGGAGCGCUGGGCAGGAGCUUCAGGCAGGGAAGGGAGGUUCUGAGGCAGUGAGUCCAGUCCAAGGCACAGUGUUCCUCUUUCAUGGCCAAUUAGGGGUGAGCCCCCAAUGUCCCUCUGUCACAGCGUCAUCCCCCCACCUCACUACACUCACAGCCCUGGGGAAGGGUGGCCCUAAGGAAAGUCACCCACAGCCGUACAGACCAACCAGACCUCUUAACCACACGUGAGUACACAGAGGUCCCCACAAAGCUGCAGGUGCACAGAAAUACCUAGACCCAGGAGCACCCAGCAGCAUGGUGCAUACACGCGCCCCCAGACCAUGUCAGCUCCAAACUCACAGGCCUGCCACAUGGGCACGUGCUCACACCCCAGCACAUGAAGACCAGUCACUUGCAUGGUGACUCACAGGUGCGGGCAUGCGGGCCAUACAGAGACCUCCCGGAGGGAAGCCCUCUGGGGCUCCUGGGAACUCUCUGCUCAGGCCCUUCCUCAGGGGUGGGGCUGUGCAGGUACUGUGCGCUGCCCACCCCCCAGCUAGGACACCCCUAACCCCAUCUGGAGUGGCACAGGUCUAGAGGUACCCUGGCAAGUACAAUGAAGGCCAUCAGGGUGAAGCCACAAUGCUGAUGGGGUCCUAAGUGUCCCAGGAAAGGAAGAGUUUAUCUCUGAUUCCUUGUGAAAGGAGCUGGCCAGAUAGAGCCAGAGGAUUGAGAGGCCCUGUGUGGGAAGGGACAGUGUGUGACGGUGAGGAGUGGCCUAAAGCAGAGUUAGGGCACCAGACCGAAUAGACAGUGCCUUCCCCUGCAGGCGUGGGGAAGCCCCCGCAGGGGGAUCUGAGUGUGGGCGGUGCAUGCUCCAGCCCUCAGUGGGGUCCCUGGGAGGGAUAAACAGGCAGAGGACCAGCUGUCCUUCCUCAGGGAUGGGCAGAGGCAGGGAUCUCCUCAGGGAGCGCCAGGAUGGCAUCACACACAUCCUAACCACUGGAGGGUCGUUUGGCUGCCCUUCCUGGCUCAGGGGGGCAUCUGAGAGAGAAAAGGGCAUCAAGUAACAGGGUCUGAAUAGGUGGGGGUGCCUGGGGCACAUCUCUUUCCCCAUUCAUCAGCUUCAUGACCUUGGGCGUGUUACUUAACCUCUCCAAGCCCCCAUGUCUUCAUCUGUAAAAUGCGGACAGGAAUAGAAGCCUCCUUAAAGGGCUGCUGUUCUAUGUGUCAGGCACGGCGGUGUCGGCCACCGUCUACUCAGCUGGCCGGCCAUCAGGCAGUGAGUGCCACUGGCACACCAGCCUCUUCAGGCCUGUGAGGGGCCCAGAGGUCAAUCUGACUUGCUGUUUUCAGGGAGCUCCUGGUCAAGUCAGAUGGCAUAAGAAGUAGGACCACGAGGAAGCAGGAGGUUAUGGGAUGCAGAGAUGGAAUGCAGCCCCUCAGAGCCUCUCACCACCUGUGCUAAGGCUUCCAGGCUCAUCACCCAGAUUUGGAUGGAGCAGGGGCUGUUUGUAUUUCCCUGAGGGGUUGGGGCUCGGGUGUGGAAGGGGAAGGCCCAGGAGAGCCAGGGAGCAGAGCUUUCUAAGGCAGGGAGGGGUUGUCAGAGGGACUAAGGACUGGGGCCCUGAGGAUCUGGAUGCAAGUGGGCCAGGCAUAGAGUGGGGCAACCUGGUCUGUCCAGCUUAGUGCCCAUGGUCCCUCCCAAGCCGCACCACCUGUCCCUGGGACCCUUCCCUCGGGCGGCUGGGCAGUGGGUGGACAGCAGUUGGGCUGGACUUGUCUUUCACAGUUGAGAACACUGAGGUCUGUGCCCAGAGCCAAAGGUCAGAGCAGGAGGAGGAGGAGAGGUGCUUGGAGAGCCGAGGGGCAAGGACAAGUAAAAGGGCUGGGCUGGGGAGAGGCGUCACGUGAGGACUCUCCCUGGCUGCACCUCAGGCAGGUGCGGGAGGCCUGGGUGCUCAGGUUCCUCCACUGACAGGUGAGACCUGGUGGAGCUGUGGGUGUGGCUUGGCCACCAUCCCCACGAAGGCCUCUGGGGCACCACCACGGAGCUGGACAAGGUCACAGCCUGGCUUAGGCUGAUUCAAGCUCCAAAUACAUUCCAUUGUCAUGGGACCCCUCCCUGCUUUCAGCAGCUCAAGGCAGGAUGGCCUGCAGUGGGGGUCCUCUUCUGAGCCUGCAUAUGCAGUGCCAGGAACCAGCCUCCCCUCUCCCUCUGCACCGCCAGCGCCAGCGAGCCCACAGUCACCCCACCCAUUCUCCACAGGCACUGCCUGCAGUCCCCAAGCCUUGCAUAUACCCACUACUCUCCAUGCAUUUUUACUUCGAGCAACAACACACCGAGAAAUGAAAAGAGACGCUGAGACCUGAGAGAAUUGCCCUACCCCUGCCCAUUACAGCUCUCCCAGGGGCCCUGGCUGCCUUCGAGAUGCUGACUCAGGCCCUUGUGCUGGUCUAAGCCCAGUCUGCUUCCUCCCCUUGUUCUGUGGGCUGAUCACGCCAGGCACCCUUCUUUGCCACUACCCUCAUACAGGAUGGAGCUGGCCUUGGACUGUCCAGCGCCAGGUCUAAGAGACCUCCCGAGCCCUCUAUCCAGCCUGCCAUCCCCAAAUGCCAGGCUCCCUGCAGACGCCACUGUGCACAGCUCCUGCUAUGUGAGCCCUGCUUCUCUGGGUUUCUUGGGUGAGACCUCUGUGGCUUUCUUUAUGAGCAAUUCAGUGAGCCAUGCCCUUCAUGGAGUGAGUCAUGGAAUCCCCCCAAAAGCCCAAUAAGGUCAGAGCAGGCCCAUUUACAAAUGAAGAUCUGAGGCUCUGAGAAGCAGAUCCCACCAGCGAGGCAGAUCUGGGACUCAGGAACAAGUCAGCUGGCUGAACCUGGCUCUUGACUGCAGAGCCAAACCCCCCAUCUGCUUCUCUGAGCCAUUCUCUUUGAGUCUCAUGGGCGUACCAACUAGACGGCUGGCCCAAGCUGGUCACAACGUGCACCCAGGGUGGAUGAGUGGGGUUCUUGCCUGCAGGGUUAUCAGCCCCAGAAGCUUACGGGGCUGAACUCCUUGUUCAUCAGCAUCCUUUUCUAUCAAAUGGGGGAAAUGGAAACACCUUCCCUAGGGGUUGUGGUGUUAUUAAAAAGAGUAAGUCCAUGUAAAGCCUUAGAACCAUGUCCAGCUACUGUGAUUAACUUACUGCCCUUCUAACAACCAUUGACUCUACCUUGGGACUCUGCUCAGCUUCACCCCGAUGCCCACCCCUAUCCAGAAAGCCCUCCCUAACCCCUGUAUUCUGGCUGAGGCAUCCAUCCCUGAUGCUGGCCAACUCGAGUGCCCAUGAUCCCAACUGCCGCUCUCACCCAGCCUCUAUACUGUGCGGUAAUCUUGGUGUACACUUCUUGGGGGUGGGCACCAGUGAUGAAGGCCUCCAUGUUGUUCUGUUGCGUUGUUCUGAUGCUGAGGUCUCCUUGCUUCUUCCUCUGGGCCAAAGUGUCUGCUAGGGAGGAAGCUCAUUGCCUAAGGGCAUUGUGGGAGGGUAGGGGACUCUCCCCUUCUCAGAUCUUGGUCAGGCUCUGGAAGUUCCCUUAUUAGCGGGUGGAGGAGGGUCGCAGGGCACAACACCUUCUUUCCCCAUCCUCUGCUGAGCCCAUGGCUGGAGUCCAGGGAUCAGCAGGAGUUCCAGGACCUGUCCUGUGACUUGUUACAGUCACACAGCUCCUUCAAACCCCCAGACCCCAGGUCCCGCUCACUGCACAUGCCUGAAUUGGCCCCCACAGAGAAGGCACAAGGACACCCAGCUCCCCUAGACUCUGGGGUCCUCUUCCUAAAGGGAAACUGUCAGGUGUUCCUGUCCUCUUGGCAGGUUCUUUAGGAUACUUUUACCCAUUGGGAAGGAGGGGCUGAGGCCUUGGGUGCCCCUUGCAUGAAUGAGGGACAUGUCCUGCUGUCCCCAGAGGGCUUCUGGUUGGUUAGGGACAUUCAAGAGAUUCCAGUCACUCCAAGAACCUAUUUAAGCCUUGCCAGGUGACCCUGCUAGCACCUCGCCACCUGGACAACUGCCUGUGGGACUGGGCUGGGGUAUGGGACCCCCUCCACCACGUGUCUCAUGCCAGUUCCAAUCCUACCAGUCAAGCCAGUCCUCCCCCAGACAUUAGCACCUGGGCAGCAAGGAUUCUUGAUAUAGUGAAAUGAACCAGGACAGGGGACUGGAUGGAUCUGCCCUGGGACAGCCCUUGGGAGUUCCCAUGUAAAGAUGUGGGCUAGAGUAUGGAGCUGAGCAUGCAGUGUGCAUGUGUGUGCAUGCGAUGGGGGCAGGGCUCACAAGAGGCCAGUGCGGGUUUCCCAGAAGACUUCCCGGAAGAGGGGAGUUCUGGUCAGCAGGGAGAGGAAGGCAC